AUGGAGAAGCUGAGCCAAGGACCAGAACUACAAGGCUCAUGCUUUGAAACCCAACUGCUCGUUGUAUCUGGCCCAACCCUUCAAGUCAUUCCGAUGAAAGUCUGGAAAGCUCGCAGAAAGCGCUCGCGUAUAGUGCCCAUAUUCAGACGCAACUCAGCCCACAAAGAAAUCGUUAGAGCAGGAAACGUCUUGUUCACCGUCGCUCUGUCACAUCGACCCUCUUCACCAAGAGCCUCACCGGACGACCAACAGACAGGGACAGCCGGACAGGACCGAAGAAAAGGGCAUCAAGUAGGUAAACAGCUGUGGGACCGCGCGCUGCUAGAGGUAAAGCAGUCUAAAGAUCAACAUGCAAUCAAACUCAUCGACGAGGUUGGCAGCCGGCUUGGCCAGGAGGGAACGACGAUGGACGUGGUUAUCAGCAUCACAGAGACGAUGGAGCGCCAACUGAAAGACAAGAAAAGGUCUACUUUGGCGUCUUCAUAUGUCGAAGAGACAAUAUACGCUCUCAAUCAAUUUGUCUCAGUGGGAGAUGUUGCAGUUAGCUACGAUCCAGUACAUGCUGCCCUUCCAUGGGCAUUUGUGCGGGCGGUCCUCGUGACCAUUACGUCGAAGUAUCAGCUUGAUGCGCAGAUACUAGGGGGAUUGGCUUCUGUUGCCUCAUUAUUGCUGCAGUGCAACAUGUAUCAAAGGCUGUACUUGUCCUCCCAUGUUGACCCGGACGGUGCUGGGGAAGCUUUAGAGGCCCUUAAAGGCUCUCUUGUUGCCUCCUAUGCCAGUUCGUUGUUCCUCCUGGGCUUUGUGUACUCCCAUCGGAGGAGGAAUAUGGCGGUGACGGCUCCCUUUUUGCUCCACGAAGUCGAGAAAAAGGUCAAAGAUCUCGACGAGAGUAGUCGCCAACUCACCAACAAAGCAGACGAUUGCGAAAGAUUCUAUGCUUCCCAUAGAGGGAUGUCUUCGCAGAAGCUCAUUGAGCUUGUUGACAGCCUGCGGCAGUCUUCGAGCUAUCACUCCAAAAUGACGCAUAGUAUACUCCUCGAAAGCAUACAGAGAGAGUUCAUCUUGAGCAGGCUGCAAGUCGCCCAGGGAGCCGCCUUUGACGACUACUCUCAAGCAUUCAGAGACGAAUGUUAUCCUGGCACGCGCCUUGAGAUUCUCGACUCCAUAUACAAAUGGGCAGCUGACCCAUCCAGCCCUGCCGUCUUCUGGCUGCAAGGAAUGGCGGGAACAGGUAAAUCGACAAUCGCACAGACGGUAGCCAGGAAGCUAGACGGAGUCAAAUUGGGCGCGAGUUUCUUCUUCAAACGAGGCGACGGUGAUCGUGGAACGGCUCGGCGCUUCUUUGCAACAGUUGCGAGCCAAAUGAUUCGAAAGCAGCCUCGACUUACCCAGAUUCUGCACGAGAUCAUCCAGGAAGAGCCCGAGAUUGGAGGCAAGAUGCUGGAGACCCAGUUUCGUGAACUAUGGGCGCGUCCAUUCAAAGAGCUCUCCGUCGAACCUCUUCCAGAGCCGAAGACAAUCGUGGUCGUGGUCGAUGCACUCGACGAAUGUGAUCCGCCAGAGGAUGCAAAACUUCUCAUCAAACUCCUGAGCGAGACUCCUUCUGUGUCUCCCAUCGGAUUAAAAAUAUUUCUUACCAGCAGGCCGGAAUAUCAUAUAAGCCUCCAGUUCGGCACCACAAGCGGCCCGCGUCGCGAUCUGAUACUGCAUCGUGUUGAUGAAGCCAUCGUUCAGAGCGACAUUCGCGCAUACCUGAAGAACGAUAUGCAAAAGUAUACAAAGCAAUACAAUCAGCAUAUGGAAAGGAUCGGACAAGGCCAAUCACUCCCAUAUGACUGGCCUGGAGAAGAAACAUUUGAGCGACUUGUGCAGAUGGCCACACCCCUCUUCAUCUCUGCCGCAACAAUAUCUCGAAUGCUCCGGAACGAUCAGUGGCCAGCAACGCCCGAGGAAAAGCUGGAGCACAUACUCGAGUUCAGCACAAAGGGCGAAGGCCAAGUGGAGGAUCUGUACCGUUCGAUCCUCGCUCAAAUCAUGGGCCGAAUUCCGGUCCGCGCCAGACGGAGAUACAUUGACGAGUUUCAGAAGAUCGUCGGGUCCGUCAUCCUUCUUGCCAGUCCUUUGUCUGUUCCGGCACUCUCGAGUUUGCUGGGGUUUCAGGAGAAGGAACUAUACAACAAACUCAACCCUCUGUCUUCGGUGUUGGAUGUACAGUCUAGAGAUGCGCCAGUCAAGCUAUUCCAUCUCUCAUACCGGGACUUUCUGUUAGAAAAGGAUUCAUUUGGCGACAGCAAUGGGGGUGAUCCUUGCCAGUGGUUUCAUAUCGAACAAGUCACCGUUCAUGCGUGGCUGGCAGGACAAUGCCUACAGCUUCUAUCUACGCAUCUGCAUAACGACAUCUGCAAUGUCCAGGAUCCUGGCGCGGUCAGAGGAGAGGUUCCACUGGAAAAGAUUCGUCAGUGUUUACCCCCUGCGAUGGUUUAUGCAUGCCUCUACUGGAUACACCAUGUAGAGGCAGGCGAGCUGAUGCUCAAAGACGGAGGAUCUGAGCAUGCAUUCCUUCAGACUAAGAUGCUGAACUGGGUCGAGUCAUUAGCCUGGCUCGAGAGAUUGAACGAAGGGCUUGAAGGAAUUCGCGUCUUGAAAAGUAUGGUCAAUAAAGCCAGCUGCGGUGAGAUUUUCAGACUGCUCGAGGACGCCGAAAGGUUCAUCUUCUCUUUCAGAGGGGCAAUUCAAGAAACGCCAUUGCAGAUUUACAACUCGGCACUUGUCUUUUCACCCAGCAACAGCAUCGUGCGCAAGGCUUUUGCUUCCAACUGUCCGACCUUUAUCAGACGGAUGCCACAAGUCGACCCCCAUUGGUCUGCCUGCAUUCAGACUAUCGAGCCCAAAUACGAAGAUGCAGGGUGGGCUGUAGGCCUCGAACUGCUGCCCAAUGAUACAAUGGUCAGUGGCUUUUGCGGGGGCCCUGUCAAAAUCUGGGAUCUGGACACUGCGUCUUGUCUCCAUGAGUUCAUGAUCGACUCAGACAAGGCUCAAAAUUUCGCCGUAUCGGCAGAUGGCAAACUCGCAAUCAUGGGGGAAAAGCAUGUGCAGGUUUGGAAUCUCGAUGAUCGACGGUGCUUAUAUACACUGGUCCAUAGUAUGGGGGAUCCCUACAUGUACGUGACCAUGAUCUUUUCGGCUACUGGAGACUGCCUGUAUGCGCUAUCAUCGGCGGGAGAGUAUGCUCUUUUUGAUCUUGUCCGCAGAGAGUCCAAGACGGUCCGGCUUAAUCGGGUUCUUGACGAACCGGGAAACAAAUGCCUCUCCAAGGAUGGGAAACUGGCAGCCCUUUUUGGCCAACACGAAGUCAUUAUUUGGGACCCCUACGCCAACACGAUCCAUCAGGAGCUGAAAGACAUCAAAAUCACCAUCAGCACAGCCAUCUUUUGCCAAGAGGGAGAGUUCUUAAUUGCUGGAGCUCUUGGAGGGGAAAUCCGAUUUACCGAUAUCAAGACAGGGGAAACUGAAAAGGAGUUCAACGGCAAGAUUGGAAUGGUCCAGGCCCUCGCCAUCUCCAAGAAUAACGAGCGGCUUGUCGUUGGCGGCGGGCACAAUACUUCAAUUUCCAUAUGGGAUGCCAAGAAUCAUGUUUUACAGCACAUCCUUACGGGCCAUACAACGCCCAUCUUGCACGUUGCUUUGUCCUCGGACGGAGAUACGCUUGCUUCCCAUUCAUGGGACGCCAUCAAAAUAUGGGCCUUGCCGCUUACAUCUUCAAACCCCCAGACCAACGCCAUCGGAAAUGUUCGCGGCAUGGUUCUUGAUCGCCAGGGCCAAAGGCUUUACCAUUCCGAAUUGGACGCCAUCGGAACCUGGGAUCUGAGUACCACGCGUUGCGUCAAGAGAUCCGAGGUUGGUUCUGUCAUUGUGUUUUCGGACUUCUCGCCACUUGCCGCCAUUCUGGGCAUGAAGCACGCUGAGAUAUGGGAUCUUACCGAGCAUUGUUGCGUACAGACGUUACAGACGCGGGAGAAAUUGGAGUCUUCAGCGAACUUGGAUGAGUUACCCCCGGGGCCACUUAUCAUGGACCCCUCCGCUUUAUCCAAGGACGGCCAGCUGUUUUACUCUCGUUCUUACUGGUGGUCUGAGCCCAAGACAAUGUACUGGUCGACGUUGCAGACGUGGGACACAGUCUCAGGCCGUUGCCUGCGUAUAUUGAGCAGCAGCGAACGGGUAAUCAUAGAGAUUGUGAUGUGCCCCGAGGGCCAGCAAGUGGCGUUGCUCGAGGCGUAUGAUACAUGGGAGCCGGAUUCGGAGACUGGGACGGUGGAUAUUCGUAUACUGGAGGUUUCGACGGGACGCUGCAUCUGUGUCAUCCACACCGAGGCUGCGGCCGAAUCUGCCGUGUUUUCGGCAAAGGGCACACAGAUCAUUGCCAUUACAAGAAAUCGAGACGCCGGGAUUUUUAAUACGUCCACAGGGGAGAAGAUACUAGGCCUCUUCCUUGGCCUAGGCCCGUACGAUAACAAGCCUGUCUUUCCCUUGCCUCCGAGCUUUCUCAAUAGAGAGCUCGUCGUCCACAAGGAUAUGCCCCUUGAAGAAGUCAGAGACUCUCUUCUGAAGGAGUAUGGCAUCUCGCCCGAUAGAGCUUGGUUGACGAGGCGUUUGAAGAGAGUACUGUGGUUGCCCCCUGACUAUCGCCCAUCGUGUGCUAUUCUGUCGGCAUCUCAGUUGAUCUUGGGCUGCGGUGGUCGUAUCGUCACAAUGGUACUUGAGUAA
Trichoderma citrinoviride is the source of this 4764-nucleotide messenger RNA. RefSeq lists its product as hypothetical. The record is from RefSeq and is a predicted model, not a curated record. Lineage: Eukaryota; Fungi; Ascomycota; Sordariomycetes; Hypocreales; Hypocreaceae. Gene Ontology annotation, molecular function: protein binding. The transcript has 6 exons. The coding region runs from base 1 to 4764 and encodes 1587 amino acids.